Ricinus communis (castor bean) is the source of this 3511-nucleotide messenger RNA. Its product is annotated as probable receptor-like protein kinase At1g30570. The record is from RefSeq and is a predicted model, not a curated record. The transcript has a single exon. NCBI's taxonomy places the organism in Eukaryota, Viridiplantae, Streptophyta, Magnoliopsida, Malpighiales, Euphorbiaceae. Gene Ontology annotation, biological process: protein autophosphorylation. The coding region runs from base 753 to 3281 and encodes 842 amino acids. Gene Ontology annotation, cellular component: plasmodesma; plasma membrane. Gene Ontology annotation, molecular function: transmembrane receptor protein tyrosine kinase activity; ATP binding.
GCCACUUCAUUUGCAACAGUUACAAAAGAUUACAGUGAAAACUGUAGAAUAAGAUCAUGUCGGAUUCUUGUCUCUUUUGCAAACAAUACAACUAAUUGAGGCAAGGAUGGAAUGAACAUUCCCAAUCUGUUUCUAACAAGUAACAGCAAACAACCCAUGUUUCUUCUUCUUCUAUUUUCUGGCUUUUCUUACAUAACCCACAUCACAUCUCUCAGCCAACACCUUUAUCUGAAGAUUUCAGCUUCACUACUGACAUAACAAUAACAGUAACAAUAAUAAAGCUCGAAUCUUUCAUUGUAAUCUGUUAUUUUUUUCUCAAUCUUUUUGUUGUUUUCUUUUGCCUCCACCUUUUUCUUGUACACUUCUUCUUCUUCUUCUUGGUUCUUUGGUUCAGAUCUGAAGUUAACUGCAAGUGUAUGAUGAGGAUUCAAGGAAGAGUUGCGUCUGGGUUUUCGUAAUCUUUCUUGGUUCAUUGCUUUCUUGCCUCUUAGAAAUGAAAGCCCGAUUUCCAAGAUUGGUUUUUCAUGAAGGUAAUUAGCUUGAUGUUUGUGCUAGAAAUUUGAAUGCACUUCUCAAGUUGUUUAAACUUCUUGAUUCUGAAUUUUUAUUUAUGAGAGAGGCUUCAUAAUCAAAUUUUUGGAUAUGAAAUUGGUUGGUGAAUGUUUUUGUUUGGGAUUUUCAUGCAAUUUAUUAUAGUUUUUAUCUUUAGCAAAUCUAUACCCUAGAAGAAUCUCAUCUGGGUUCUGAGUACAAUGGAGAAGAUCCAUAAAGGAGAGGUUUGCUGUCUUGUAUUGCUUGUGACAAUAUUCAUAUCUUUUAAUAGUGGAGAAGCUCAGUCGCAAUCUUUUCUCAUAAAUUGUGGAACAACUAUUAGUGUCACUGUUGAUGGUAGGAGAUGGAUUGGUGACUUGGUUCCUAAUAACAAUGUCACUCUUGAUUCUUCCACUGUCUCUGCCACCACCUCUGCUGCAACUGGUGAUUCUAUCUUUGGGCCACUGUAUCAAACUGCUAGGAUUUUCUCUGAUGCACUCAAUUACACAUUUAAAGGGAUGCAAGGAAAUUACUUUGUUAGGCUCCAUUUUUGUCCAUUCCCUUUCGAGAAUAAUAAUGUCAAUGAAUCCUCCUUCAGUCUCAGGGCUAAUGGUCUGAAAUUGGUAUCUGAGUUUAAUGUUCCAGGCGAGAUUUCACACAAGAAUUUGUAUGUUCAGGGCUCUAGCAGCAAUUCAAGUUCUUUGUUCUUGGUUAGAGAGUACAUGCUAUUUGAUUUGGAUGCACUUUUACUCGAGUUCAUUCCAUCAAAAGGGUCAUUUGGAUUCAUAAAUGCCAUUGAGGUUGUUUCUGUGGCGGAUAGGCUUUUUCAGGACUCGGUUAGUAGAGUAGGUGGGAAUGAGGUGAAUCUGAAUUUGAGUGGACGGGGGAUCCAAACUAUGUAUCGGUUGAAUGUUGGAGGUCCUGAGAUCAAAUCCAAUCAGGAUUCAGAUUUUUGGAGAAUGUGGGAAGUGGAUUCUAGCUACAUGAUCACUGAAAAUGCUGGUUCUGUCAUCAAUAAUAGUUCAAAUAUCACCUAUGCUUCAAAGAAUGAUUCCUCAGUGGCUCCUCUUCUUGUUUAUGAAACAGCCAGAGCCAUGUCUAACACUGAGGUCCUAGAAAAAAGGUUCAACAUGUCAUGGAAAUUUGAAGUGGAUCCUGAUUUUGAUUAUUUGGUUCGACUACAUUUCUGCGAGCUGCAGUAUGAUAAAGCAAACCAAAGGAUUUUCAGGAUCUACAUAAACAACAGGACUGCGGCUGAUAAUUUUGAUGUUAAUGUGCGAGCAGGGGGGGCGAAUAGAGGGUACCAUCAAGAUUAUUUUGAUGCAGUGUCCUCCAAAAUCGAUACACUGUGGAUUCAACUUGGUCCUGAUACUGCAGCUGGUGCUUCAGGAACUGAUGCUUUGCUGAAUGGGCUUGAGAUUUUCAAGCUGAGCCGAAAUGGGAAUCUUGCUCAUGUUGAGAGGUUUGAUUCAACUGGCAAUCGUGUGAGAAAAUCAAAAUAUCAGAUGCUGUGGGUGGGAAUUGGAGCAGGUGUGGCUUCAGUUCUUGUUCUUGCAGCUAUAUGUAUUUUCAUCUUGUGCUUCUGCAGAACUCAUAGGAAAGAAUCGAGUGACACUAAAGAAAAUGUUACUGGGUGGCGGCCACUUUUCCUGCAUGGUGCUAUUGUAAGUAGCAUUGGCAAUGCCAAGGGAGGAAGCCAAAGUUCACAUGGAUCUACUGUGAGAAUUGGCAAGCGGUUUACACUGGCAGAAAUUCGUACAGCAACAAAAAGUUUUGAUGAUAGUUUGGUGAUUGGAGUUGGAGGAUUUGGCAAAGUAUACAAAGGGGAGUUAGAAUAUGGAACCCUUGCAGCAAUUAAGCGAGCAAACCCACAAUCUGAGCAAGGCCUGGCUGAAUUUGAAACAGAGAUUGAGAUGCUUUCAAAGCUCAGGCACAGGCAUCUGGUCUCCUUGAUUGGAUUCUGUGAAGAACAAAAUGAGAUGAUCUUGGUUUAUGAGUACAUGGGGAAUGGAACUCUUAGAAGUCAUCUUUUUGGGAGUGAUCUACCUCCACUGACCUGGAAGCAAAGAUUGGAAGCUUGCAUCGGUGCUGCUCGGGGACUGCAUUACCUUCAUACAGGAGCAGACCGGGGGAUAAUUCACAGGGAUGUCAAAACAACUAACAUAUUGCUUGAUGAGAAUUUUGUAGCAAAAAUGUCUGACUUUGGGUUGUCAAAAACGGGUCCAGCUUGGGAUCAUACCCAUGUCAGUACAGCAGUAAAAGGGAGCUUUGGAUAUCUUGAUCCUGAAUAUUUCCGUCGACAGCAGUUGACUGAGAAAUCUGAUGUCUACUCUUUCGGAGUAGUGCUGUUUGAAGUUGUUUGUGCUCGAGCAGUCAUAAAUCCGACCUUGCCAAAAGAUCAGAUCAAUCUGGCUGAGUGGGCAAUGAGGUGGCAACGGCAAAGGUCACUAGAGACCAUCAUUGAUCCACGAAUGAAAGGAACUUACUGCCCCGAGUCGUUGACAAAGUUUGGAGAGAUAGCUGAAAAAUGUCUUGCUGAUGACGGGAAGAAUCGGCCAACAAUGGGAGAAGUUUUGUGGCAUUUAGAAUAUGUUUUGCAACUGCAUGAAGCUUGGGUUCGCGCCAAUGUUACAGAGAACUCCUUGUCCAGUAGUCAGGCUAUGGAGGAUGUAGAGGAGAGAGUACAAGAAAAGGUACAGGGGCAGGAAUCUAUAAAUGAAGAGACUGGUAGACCUCAAAGUGAUGGUUGAUGGAGAAUCAACUAAAAUGGGUAUUGGCAAAUCAAAUGCUAGAAGCUGAUGUGUAGCCAUUAUAUCAGUUACAAUGUUUUUCUUAUUGUUCUCUAUUCUUUUAUUUUGUUCUAUCAGAUUGAUCAAGAAGAAGGGCUUGAAAUGUACUAUAGUUAUCAUAUCCAUAUUAAAGCUGAUAGUGAUUACAGGAGUAAAAUAUGACAUGCUGUUGAUAGUGAGUGUUUCCUCAA